Messenger RNA from Physella acuta, 3947 nucleotides. RefSeq names its product SWI/SNF-related matrix-associated actin-dependent regulator of chromatin subfamily A-like protein 1. Gene Ontology annotation, molecular function: ATP binding. NCBI's taxonomy places the organism in Eukaryota, Metazoa, Mollusca, Gastropoda, Physidae. Gene Ontology annotation, biological process: replication fork processing; DNA repair. The record is from RefSeq and is a predicted model, not a curated record. Gene Ontology annotation, cellular component: nuclear replication fork.
UAUGUACGGAAGGCCUACUGUACAAAAACAAUACAAUGUUGGAUUUUUAUGAGGGCCUAUCUGUUUUGUUAUGAAUGUUUAAUUGUCAGAUAAACCAGGACCUGAGGCCACUGUCACUGUGUCUGACCAGUAUUCAGUGAAUCAAUAGUCUGUACUGCAAUUACAAGUAAGCAUUAAAAGAAACAUGAGUGCUAACGGCAGUCAAGGUCUCACUCUCGAGCAGCAGAAAAGAAUAGAAGAAAACAGACAGAAAGCCUUACAAAAACGAGCAGAGAAGCAAAGCCCAGUGAAAAAUAAUCCCACAUCUGCCUUUAAUAAACCCACUAAUGCUGCAGCAAGUGUGGAUUCUCUAAAAGCAAGAAUAGAAACCAAUCGAGAGAAAGCUAUGGAAAUCCGAAGUGCAAAAGUUACAACAGUUUCUAAUGAUUGUUUAAACAUUAGUAAAAGUAAUUUCUCCCAGACUUCUGUUAUGACCAAUUUUAGCUUAAAAAAUGUCCAGCCUAACAAUAAUGAUCAUGAGAAAGUUGGUUUUAACCAAUAUGCAUACAAGAAUUUUAAGGGUCAACAAAUAAACAAUUCUUUACUCAACAAAUUACCUCAAAAUGGUGAUAGCAAAAAUAACAACCACAAACCACAAAACACAAAAGGUAAUUCAAUAAUGUCUAAAGAAAAAUUUUUUGGACUACAACAAAAGUUAAAAGGAAAAUGUGUACUUAUCAGCAAAAACAUGUUCUGCGUUGAUGUUGGGUACAGCACACCUCUCAUUGAAUACUUCAAGAAGAUGAAAACCAAAAGCUAUGAUUAUGCUUCCAAGUUAUGGUCUUUCAAGCUAGAGGAGUAUAGUGAAUUUAUGAAAGGUGCAGCUAAUUUCCAGCCUGAUAUUGAAAUAGAAGGACUUCCACGAUGGAUCCUGAAAACAUUUGGUUCACCUAUAGAAGAGGAGGAAAUUAUACCUGAAGCAGACCUGAGCAGUGUAGAUGGAUGUCUAGUCCAGACACUUCUGCCAUUUCAGAGGCAUGGGAUCAAUGUUGCAAUUCAUCGCAAUGGAAAGUUAUUAUUGGCUGAUGACAUGGGGCUUGGAAAAACUCUUCAAGCUAUAUGCAUAGCUUGCUACUAUAGAAAAGAAUGGCCUUUGCUUGUUGUCUGUCCAUCUUCAGUUCGUUUUGAUUGGGCGCAGCAAAUAUGCAAAUGGCUUCCCAGUGUCGCAGCCUGUGAUGUUAAUGUAAUAGAAACAACAAAGAUGAGCGCAACUUCUGGACUGGUCAAUAUUAUUAGCUAUGACCUACUUUCAAGGAAAGGCUCUGAAAUUCCUGUAGAUUUUUUUAAAGUUAUAAUUAUGGAUGAAUCUCAUUUUCUAAAAAAUGCUAAAACUGCGAGGACCAGAGCUGCUCUCCCUUUGUUAAAGAGUGCCAGACGGGUGCUCCUGUUAUCAGGGACCCCAGCCCUGUCAAGACCAAACGAAUUAUUCUGUCAAAUUACAGCCAUUUGUGCAGAUCUCUUCAAGUUCCACGACUUUGGUUUGAGGUACUGCAAUGCUAAUCAGUUGCCAUGGGGAUGGGACUAUACUGGUUCAUCUAACAUGCAAGAGCUGCAGUUAUUGUUAGAAAAAAAGAUAAUGUUAAGACGGCAAAAGAAAGAUGUCUUAUCUCAGCUUCCUGCCAAAACCAGACAAAUAUUUGUCCUGGAUCACAGUUUAGUAAAGAAAAAUAAAGAUCUUAAUGUUGCCUCCAAGUUGAUGCACAGCAAGAAGUUAAAGGGUUCAGACAAGCAAGGAGCUCUUCUUCAAUAUUUUAAUGAAACUUGCAAGGCUAAAUUAAAUGCUGUCAGGCAAUACUUGUUGGAUCUGGUAGAGUCAGAUAAAAAGUUUUUAGUGUUUGCUCAUCAUAAAGAGAUGCUGGACUGCAUAGAGGAUGGAAUUAAAUCUCAGUCUCCAGACAUCAAUUACAUCCGAAUAGAUGGGAGAACAUCAUCUGAGCUCCGCCACGAGUUUUGUAAAAAGUUCCAGACAAACGACUCCUACAGGGUAGCCAUACUGUCCAUCACUGCGGCCAACGCUGGACUUAACCUGUGUGCUGCCAGUCUUGUGAUAUUUGCUGAGUUGUUCUGGAAUCCAGGGAUAUUAGUGCAAGCUGAAGACAGAGCUCACAGAAUAGGGCAGGAAGAUUCUGUGACUAUACAAUAUUUGCUGGCUAAAGGGACGGCUGAUGACUACAUUUGGCCUCUUGUCCAGACAAAGCUUAACGUCUUGAGCAAAGCUGGUCUGACUAAAGAUAAUUUUUCUGAUGCCGACACUACACAUGUGGCUGACAAAAACCAGAGUAGUAUCUUGGACCUGUUCAUGUCAGAUUUCAUUGACAACUCAGGUCUAGAGAAGUUGCAGGGAGAUAACUCAGGUGUAGAGAAGUUAGAGGGAGACAACACAGUAAUAGAAAAGCUACAAGGAAGUGCCCUUACAUCAGAAUCCCCCAAGUCUAAGCGAGCUCGAACUGUUUCUCCCACAAAAAAGAGCCACUCACCCAUCAAGUUCAAAAGGUCAGCAGCUGGGUCUCAGGCCACUACCCCAACCAAACGCCAGGCAAGCUUAGCAGAAUUUUUCCCCUUGACUCCCCCAAAGAAGAGUUUGCGAUUAGAUGAGGAAAGUGUUACGCCACCUGGAUGUACAGGUAGGACUAACCUACAUGGGGCAGGUACUAGUGACAUUAUUACCACACACGACCCUGAGGGUACAGGUACAGAUGACCUUGGUACUACUGCAGGUACCAUUGACUUAAGUGGUGCUGGAACUAAUGAAGCACUGUUGUCCCAAGAUGAAAUCGCAGCUUGCCAGCAGUUUGACUGGGAUGAUGAUUUUUGAGACAGGUUUAAACUCUAUUCACUGUUUUGUUUUGGUAAAAUUUAAAGAAAUAAAAAAGAACAAAUGGUAAGACUAAUGCUGUCUUGUUUUUUCCUAUGCCGAGUAGGCAUAUACUAGCCAUGUAUAUUUUUGUUCAAUUAUUCAUUGAGUUAGUUCCCUUUAUUGAAAGUCUUUUGUAAAAUAAAACAGUUAAACACAGAUAAUACUGUGGGCUUUAAGUCAAAGAGUAAAACCUCUAAAUCUGGUUCUUCCUAGCCUGGCUUUCAACUGGUAUGAUGGUAAACUUUAUCAAUUAUUGUAUGUAGUAUAAGUUUUAGACUGCUGGUGUAACAACACACCUUUGACUCACUCCCAGUGAAAAACAACUUUGAAAAAAUCUUUUAUUUGGUGUGAUCACUAGUCAGAUGUUUUCUUGUAUUGCAAAGUUUGCAAGAAAAGAUUAUGCAAGAUAUGUUAAGAUGGUGUGUGCAAGAAGAUACUUUAAAAGUGUUUUUCUACAGCUGGUGGAGGAUUGGGUUUGGUCAAUUGUAGAUCACAUGAUUCCUUACUCAAACUUCUUCUGUGUAUUUGCCAUGCUCAGGUCCGGAGGAUGCUCACUGUAAGUCUGCCCAUCUUAGAUGGGUACCUGACUUGAAUCAGUGAAAGUAAAGACAGAUGCACAUAGUGCUGACUUGACUGUGCACUUAGUGCCGACUUGACUGAAGCACAUAGUGCUGACUUGAUUGCUGCACUUAGUGCUGACUUGACUGAUGCACUUAGUGCUGACUUGACUGAUGCACCUAGUGCUGACUAGACUGAUGCACUUAGUGCUAACUUGACUGAUGCACAUAGUGCUGACUUGACUGUGCACUUGGUGCUCACUUGACUGAUGCACUUAGUGCUGACUUGACUGUGCACUUGGUGCUCACUAGGCUGAUGCACAUAGUGCUGACUAGACUGAUGCACAUAGUGCUGACUAGACUGAUGCACAUAGUGCUGACUAGACUGAUGCACAUAGUGCCGACUUGACUGUGCACUUGGUGCUCACUAGACUGAUGCACAUAGUGCUGACUAGACUGAUGCACAUAGUGCUGACUUGAUGGCUGCACAUAGU